Daucus carota subsp. sativus is the source of this 1482-nucleotide messenger RNA. RefSeq names its product leucine-rich repeat extensin-like protein 6. Gene Ontology annotation, molecular function: protein binding. The coding region runs from base 85 to 1206 and encodes 373 amino acids. The record is from RefSeq and is a predicted model, not a curated record. The transcript has a single exon. Lineage: Eukaryota; Viridiplantae; Streptophyta; Magnoliopsida; Apiales; Apiaceae.
AUAUCAUAAAAACUUCUAGACGCAAAUGCUAACACUCUAUCUUUAUAUACACUUCCCAAAUUCCUCAAUUAACCAAAACUAAAGAUGAAGCUAAUCCCAUACCUAAACUCACCUCUUCACUCAUCUCUCAUAAUCCUCCUCUUCUUAACCACAUUUUCUCAUCAAACAACCCUACCACCUUCUUAUCCACCACCCCAAAACCCUAGCCUCCAAAAUGCUUACCUUGCUCUCCAAGCAUUCAAGCAUGCAAUCACCUCGGACCCAAAAGGCUUCACUUCAAACUGGUACGGCCCCUACGUUUGCAACUACACCGGAGUCUACUGCGCCCCGGCUCCCGACAACCCUAGCCACCAAACCGUAGCCGGAAUCGACCUCAACCAUGCAGAAAUCUCCGGGUACUUACCGGAGCCUCUAGGGCUUCUCAAAGACCUAGCGCUCUUCCACAUCAACUCUAACCACUUCUACGGAACACUGCCACAAAGCUUCUCGAAUCUUCGACUCCUCUACGAGCUCGAUAUCAGCAAUAACGCCUUCUCGGGGGAGUUCCCCCGAGUCGUUUUUGACCUAACUUCGCUAAAAUUUCUCGAUAUUCGAUUUAAUCAGUUUCAAGGUGAAAUUCCGCCAAAUAUUUUCAACAUGAAACUUGAUGCUUUAUUCAUCAACAACAACAAUUUCCAAUCGAAUAUACCCGAAAACAUCGGGAACUCCCCGGUUUCCGUAUUUGUCUUAGCUAACAAUAACCUAAAAGGUUGUUUCCCAUCUAGUAUAACAAAAAUGUCCAACCUCAACGAGCUCAUCCUCUCAAACUCGGGGUUAACCUCAUGUUUGCCCUACGAUAUCGGUGCGUUGACCGGAUUGACCGUUUUCGACAUCAGCUUUAAUACAAUGACAGGGCCUUUGCCGGAGUCAAUGGGGAGAAUGAAGAGCUUAGAGCAACUAAACGUUGCGCAUAACCGAUUUUCGGGGAAGGUUCCGGCGAGUAUAUGUUACUUGCCGAGGCUUGAAAAUUUUACGUAUUCGGAUAAUUAUUUUUACGGUGAAGAUUCGAUGUGUUUGAAGUUGGCGGAGAAAGAUGAUCGGAAAAAUUGUUUGCCAGCGAGGCCGUUGCAGAGGUCGGUUGAGGAGUGUAAGGCGUUUUAUUGGAAGCAUGUGGAUUGUGCUUCGUCGGGUUGUUCGGCUAGGAGUCAUCCGCCAUACGGACAUUGACAAUGCAUAAUUGUUUUGAAAACGCUUAAAAAAAACUGGUUAGUUUUGAAAAAUUUACGUUCACAAUGAUUAGUUCUGUUAAGGAGCCUUGUUUUGAGUUAUUUUAUGUUUGCAUUUGAUUGUUCGUUUUGGGGAGUUUGGGGGUUUUGUUUUUGUGUAAUUUGUUGGUAGUAGUUAGUGAUUUCGUGUGGUUUUUUAGUCAUCUUAUCAUUCUUUAGUCUUAACUAUUGUUUCGCUUGUCUUUGACUUUAUAUGAGAUUAUUGAUGUAUUUAUUA